AUGAAGAAAUCGACCUCGAACGCGAAUGCCUUGGUAUCCGUGUGCGGGCAUGAUAGCCCGCAGGUAUUUUGUGUGGUUUGCGGCACCGUCAGGGCUGAUCUUGUCCUCCGAAAGUCAGGCCUCAAGUGCCCAAGCUGUGUAGGAAGGUCAGCUAAUAAGCGCUACCUGAACUUGCAGAAGAAACAAGCAGCGCAAAUCGCCCAACUGCUCCCGGCAAUGAAAUCGAGGGGCGGCGUAGACACCAGUUCCUCCGUGCAAGCCGGCGACGGCCCCUACCGCUCCCAGCACGGGUUCAGCUCUGCGUCCUCGUCACUACAGCCACCCAUGGAGGAGUCCAGCUGCACCACUGUAAGGUCCACAGAGCACGACAGCAGCUUGCGCCCUAUCGAGGAGUACAUCAGCUGUACCUCAGUGUAUCGCGCUGUCAUGGAGCAGACAUGCCACCCCGAUGAGAAAGAUCUCGGCACUGGUGAGGGCGGCAGCACCGAUGCGCAGAGGCUCAUGAGCGGUCUUGGUGGCUGCACCAGAUCCCGAUCCGAGACUCCCAAGGGUCAUCAGGAUAGCACCUUCGUGUCCUGCUCACAUACCAGCGUCUCCUCAGCUGCUGCCGGCGGUGCUGCUGGGGAGGUGCGCCAGACACCCCCGCCCCUUGUGACUCAACGACAAGAAGCUAGUAGCGGGCAACAGGGCAAGUUCGAAUCAGCGAAGAACGGCAGCAGCGGUGCCGUCAUGUCACUGCCCUAUCAAGGCGCUUUCAGCACCUCUCCAACGUCGGCACGCGACAAGGGCCCAGAGAAUGUGCUCAAAGGUUGUUCUCCGCCGCUUCGCAGCAAGGGGGUCCCAUCGCGCCUGCCGCCCCGCAACGGGUCUUGCGUGAAGAGCGUGUCCACUCUGCCACCGUCCCUGGCCUGCCCGACUAAGUCAUUACUGGUGGAGAAGGCAACUGCAAAGCCGAACGGGAAGGCAACGACGAACUCCUCGCCGAACGGUGCGACUGCGUCAUCGCCGUCAUCCGUUAUCAAGACGGCAACUGUCACGGUGUGCUGCCUUGAGGAGGAGAUGUCUGAGUGCUGCAACGCCGUGCUUCAAGCUGACGGCCAGCUGCCCAUCGAGUCCACCGCCGAUCAGUACCCCUCGCACCUCAGUACACCGCGCGACAGCAGUGCCGAAUCAUUGACGAUAGAUCUUUCCCAACCCACCGCGCAUGUUCCGCAGAUGACAUGCAGGGAGAGGCAGAGCACCCGCAGUUUGUCACCGGCAAUGACCUCCGACCGGAACUUCAAUCUGCAAGCGCCACGAGCAGGCAGCCAUGGCACCUCUGUCGCAUCUUCGCUAGUUAGCCACAGCGCCGUGUCACAACUGCCAGCUCUGCAGUUGCCCGGGGACGGCAGCGUGGGGACGUACACCCGACGUGAUUCCCACAUUGCAACGCAGAGCUCGAGUGCAGCCACAUUGUCCGUGGCCACCCUGACGCGCCUGUCAGGGCAGAACGGUGAUGAGGAUGGGGACGUCCAUACGGAAACGUCGUUGCUGAGUCGUAUGCCAAGAGCCUUAGGAGCUAACGCCGCUGCGGGCGACACUACUCUCGACAGAUCUCGGUGCGGCGAGCGAGAUAGCCGAGACGGCUCCUCCAGCGACUCGGAGUUGUCCUCGUCGAACGUGUCCUUUAUUUCCUCCGCCAGUUCGCCAGCAUCACCGUCAGUGAGGUACUCAGAAUCGCAAGACGUCGCCCCCGGGAAGGAGGAGGUAGCUGCUAAAGGAGUUGGCGCGAAGAAGGCGCACCGAAGUGGCGCCAACGCCGUCAGCGCGUCUCUCACCCAGGGCACGAAGAAGCAGACGAAAACGAUGAAGGCGAAUCGUAUACCUUCACUCACUGGCAACAUUGAUUCGUUGUGCAUAAAGGUCGAGCUCGUGGUGCCACCGUCGCGGAACGCUCCAGAGACGUCAACAUCUACCUCUGGUGGCGGUGAUGGUCCAUUGCCAACCAGAAUGAGCGGCACUGCUACCACUGACCCAAGCACCCGCCCCGACUCGUUACGCAGUGGCUCCUUACGGACAAGCGACGGCUACCAGCGGCAGGUGUGCGCCGGCGGGCAGUCGGGAGGCUUCAGAGUGACGCGGCACACUCGCCUGACCAGCGGCAGUGCUGACGCGCUCACCCCGGCGAGCGGCGCCGCGUCUGGCACAUCCACCACGGCGCGUCUACGCAGCCAAAAUCAGCGCGGGGGUGAAAACGACGCUGUCGACAGUGGCGCGCUAGAGGUGAAGAGGCUCACCUACAAACUUCUUGUCUGCGACCGUGACAGCGGUGAAGUUCUCCUGGCACAGGAGCGCGGCCUCUACCCCAGCAUCAUACCAGCUCUUGAGCGGGUGAAAGUCGUUGGGGGCCGGGAACUACCCGCCGUACCAAUGAAGCGGCUCCCAAGUGUGCGCUUCGCCACGGAGGCGUUCACAGAGGAGCGCCGGGUAGAGGUGGAGGUGUUCCUCCAGGCCGUCGCGCUGAGCCCCUUUUUUAUUCGCCACCCAGACGUGGUGAAACUGCUCGGGCUGGAGCCGUUUGUCGCUGGCACGCACCCAGUCGCAGCGACCGGUGCCGCUGCAGCGAGAGGCAGUCGUGAUAGCGGAACUGGUAGACAUCGACCUAGCAAAUCAGCGGGCACCACGAGCACCGGAGCGUCACCGACGAAAGAGAGUGCUCCCGGUAGCGGUGCGGCGGCGCGGGGGGGAGCAGGCGCUGCUGGGGACCCGAAGCGGCCUCAUCGCCGCUCAAGAGAUGACAGAGUCGACGCUGGCGCAAAGGCGGGCAGUGGCACGGGUGAGCCGGGUGUUCCCUACCUCAGCACAGACGCCCUCGAGCCUUAUCGCGGCUUGAAUACCGGGGGUUAUGGCAAGGACGCCGCUGCUCGCGAAGGCUUCCACCGAGCGGAGAGCUGUUUCAGUCUGCAGACUUCCCGUUCCUCCGUCGUGCGGCGGAACAAGCUGGACGAGGUGACCAUGGAGGACCUCGAGCACAUCCAGCUCGGCAAUCUCAUCGGCCGCGGCACUUUCGGCUCUGUCUACAUGGGACUCCUGCAAACUCGCCGUGGUUCGCUGAUGGUAGCUGUGAAGGUGAUGCGAGUCGGUGAGGCGGUGGGGACGGCGGAGAUGGAGGGUCUUCAGCGCGAGCUGGACGUGCUGUGCGCCGCUCGGCACAAAAACAUCAUCCGUUUCCUGGGCAGCUCGCUGAACACGACGACGCGGGACCUGAGCAUCUUCACGGAGUACGUGGAGUGCGGCACUAUCCGCUCCCUCGUCGAGCGCUUUGGGGCCUUGACAAUGCUAGCGAUUCAGCAAUACAUGCACCAGAUACUGAGCGGUCUGCAGUACCUGCACAGCCUCUCAAUCGCGCACCGUGACAUUAAGGGGGAGAACAUCCUUGUCACCAAGAACGGUCGCGUCAAGCUCUCUGACUUUGGCAGUAGUACCGGUGCACCGUGCGAGGUGGCGACCGACUCCACUGGUGCUGCUGUGACGCCCUCCAAGAAGAGCAGCAGCGGUGAGGGUGCGGGAGACGGUCUCCCGGUCGGCUCACCGCAGUACAUGGCUCCGGAGGUGAUUCAAGGAACGGUGAAGUCCGUUACCGCGGCCGACAUAUGGUCGCUCGGCUGCGUUGGAAUCGAGAUGCUCGAUCGGCCCAUCUGGCGGGAGAGCGCUAGUGCAAACCCCUUCGUUUUUCUCUACCGCAUCAGCCGCUGCGGGACGCCCCCGCACGGGUUGCCCACAGACGACGAGCUCGCUGCUCUCAAGGCGGAAGGGAGGACGACGGAGUACAAUGGCUUCUCGCUGUACCUGGAUUUUCUCAAGAGCUGCUUGCAGGUCGACCCGGCGCAGCGCCCGUCCGCGUCGGGGCUGCUCAAGCACUCCUUCUUGACUUACCCAUACUCGAAGCACCUCCGCUGGCUACCACCGUCGCGGCCGUCCGCUGUCAAAUCCUCAUGA
This is a messenger RNA of Leishmania braziliensis MHOM/BR/75/M2904, 3978 nucleotides long. Its product is annotated as protein kinase, putative. Gene Ontology annotation, biological process: protein phosphorylation. Gene Ontology annotation, molecular function: ATP binding; protein kinase activity. The transcript has a single exon. The coding region runs from base 1 to 3978 and encodes 1325 amino acids. NCBI's taxonomy places the organism in Eukaryota, Euglenozoa, Kinetoplastea, Trypanosomatida, Trypanosomatidae. The record is from RefSeq and is a predicted model, not a curated record.